This is a messenger RNA of Adelges cooleyi (spruce gall adelgid), 1011 nucleotides long. Its product is annotated as palmitoyltransferase ZDHHC20-A-like. Gene Ontology annotation, cellular component: endoplasmic reticulum; Golgi apparatus. Gene Ontology annotation, biological process: peptidyl-L-cysteine S-palmitoylation; protein targeting to membrane. Bases 1 to 1011 code for a protein of 336 amino acids. The transcript is spliced from 8 exons. The record is from RefSeq and is a predicted model, not a curated record. Gene Ontology annotation, molecular function: protein-cysteine S-palmitoyltransferase activity. Lineage: Eukaryota; Metazoa; Arthropoda; Insecta; Hemiptera; Adelgidae.
AUGGACAUAUUUAAUGGGGAAAUUAAUGAGGCUAUUCCCAAAUCCACUAAUAUGUAUAAAAUAAAAUUAUCAAAUCAGAAAUUAAAAGGUUGGAUAUCAAGCGGUCAGUGGUCAUACUAUGCAUACGUAUAUCACCUGUGCCUUAAUCAAAUCCAAGAUACAGAGACUAUAGUGCCGUUUCUUCUGAUUUACCAUAUUAUACUUUUAUUUUUUCUGUGGUCGUACUUCAAAACAAUAUACACGGAACCUGGUUGUGUACCACAAGAAUUUAAGCUCUCUGACGAAGCUCUCGAAGAGUUUGAUAAACUUCCAAUCGAUUUGGCAAGACAAAGCAUUGUCUUGCGUGAAGUUUCGAAAAAUCUACCGAUCAUGACAUUCUCAAAUUCUGAUAGAAACUACUUUUCAGAUAUUAGAUAUUGUAAUAAAUGUAGAAUAGUAAAGCCCGAUCGAGCCCACCAUUGUAGAGUGUGUGGAAAAUGUGUAUUAAAAAUGGAUCAUCACUGCCCGUGGAUUAACAAUUGUGUGUCGUAUUCAAACUAUAAAUUUUUUAUAUUAUUCUUAAUUUAUGGACUUCUUAUGUGUAUUUAUGUUGCAUCCACCACAGUACAAUUUGUAUUGAAAUUUUGGGACACCACAUCUGUUAUAAGAUUACAAGGACCUUGGUAUAAAAUACAUAUAAAUACUUUAUUUUAUAUCGCAUCAGUGGGUUCAAUUAUUCUGUUUUCAAUGCUUGCUAUCCAUAUUUACUUGAUUUCUAAAAAUCGCACUACUAUCGAAUACCGCCGUAUUCCAAAAUUUGUAGAGCGUUAUGAUAAAAACGGAUUUAAUUUAGGGUGUUUUAAAAAUAUACAAGAAGUUUUUGGCAGAGAAUUUUUAUUGUGGCCUUUUCCUAUAAAUACAAGCCUUGGUAAUGGUGUAUCAUUUCCAGUCAACAUAAAGAUACCAGAAGCUCAUAGUCUUUUGUAUUCGGAUAUAUACGACCAGGAAACUUCAAUUAGUAAUACAUUUUAG